Molecule: messenger RNA, 1140 nt
Organism: Plasmodium inui San Antonio 1
Lineage: Eukaryota; Apicomplexa; Aconoidasida; Haemosporida; Plasmodiidae
Product: casein kinase II subunit beta
Exons: 2
Coding region: 1-1140 (379 amino acids)
Cellular component (GO): cytoplasm; protein kinase CK2 complex
Molecular function (GO): protein kinase regulator activity
Source: RefSeq, a predicted model, not a curated record
AUGGAUGAGGAGGGGCUAUCCAGCAACGAAAAUUCUAAUGACGUACUAGAUGAAGAAAAUCUGGAGGAGGAAAGAGACCAUUCUGAUAUUUCUUUUGGUCAUCAGGAAGAGGAGGCGGGUGGCCUCCACGGGGAUAGUGGCGAUGGUGGGGAUGCCGAGGAUGGAGGAGAUAGCGUUGAUGGCGGAGGUAGCGUCGAUGGAGGCGAUGUUUGCGAUGGUCGAGAUGCCUCUCUCGAUGUAGAAGCCGCCCUUGAUGUACUCGCAGCGGACGCGCCGAGUCAAGAAAAAGAUGCCGAAGGAGAUGGAAACGAAGAGGAGGAAGAAGAGGAGGAAGAAGAAGAAGAAGAAGAGGAAGAAGAAGAGGAAGAAGAGGAAGAAGAAGAAGACGAUGAUGAGGAUGACGAUGAGGACGACGAUGAUGAUUAUGAUGACGAUGAGUAUGACGAGGACGACUUCAAUGAGGCCACGGUCUCCUGGAUUGAAUGGUUCUGCCAGCUGAAACAGAACAUCUUCCUCGUGGAAGUGGACGAAGAUUUCAUAAGGGAUGAGUUCAAUCUGAUAGGGCUCCAAACGAAGGUGCCCCAUUUUAAGAAGCUGCUAAAAAUUAUAUUGGACGAAGACGACGAUGAUGACGACGACGACGAUGAAGAAGAUGACGAGAUAAAUAAAGGCUCCGAUGAGUUGUAUAAAAACAAAGACAUAUAUGAGCAAAAUGCUGCAUGUCUGUAUGGAUUAAUACACAGUCGUUUCAUUUUAACGUCCAAAGGGCUAGCACUGAUGAGGGAGAAAUAUAAAUCCAGCAUCUAUGGUACCUGCCCAAGUAUAUAUUGCGAUAAUGCUAAGUUAUUACCCACUGCCAUUUCGGAAGUACCCAAAUUUUUAAGCCCCCUUCUGUACUGCCCUCGUUGUUGCGAAACGUUUUAUCCACACAAAAAUUCUCUGCUUAAUCAGUUGGAUGGCUCCUAUUUCGGCACCAGCUUCGCUUCCUUCUUUGCGCUUUCUUUUAACAUUCAGUCAGACAAGAAGAAGAUUUAUUACACACCUCAGAUUUGCGGAUUUACCAUUAAUAGAGACAUACGCGAGACGCUAUACUUGGAUAUGAACAAGGACAACAGCGAGUCGUCGGAGGAGUAUUCGUAG